Molecule: messenger RNA, 3469 nt
Organism: Oncorhynchus mykiss (rainbow trout)
Lineage: Eukaryota; Metazoa; Chordata; Actinopteri; Salmoniformes; Salmonidae
Product: transketolase
Molecular function (GO): thiamine pyrophosphate binding; transketolase activity
Source: RefSeq, a predicted model, not a curated record
CGGCCAGGAUAAUUGAAUAUAAACCCGUCUCCUUCCUUGUCCUCCUCGUUUGUAGCAUCCCUUGAAUGCUCAGCUAGUCUCCCGAGUUGAACCAGCUCUUCAAAAGAAAAAGACCCGUGUUUGUCAUUCACCAAGCGGUCUCCGUUAUCUCAGCCAUGGCUAGCUACCAUAAACCCGACGAGAAGACUUUGCAGGGUCUGAAAGACAUCGCUAACAAGCUGCGGAUCAACUCCGUCAAGGCAACGUGCGCCUCCAACUCCGGUCAUCCCUCCACAUGUUGCAGUGCAGCAGAGCUCAUGUCCGUGCUGUUCUUCCACACCAUGCGUUACAAAGCCGCCGACCCGCGCAACCAGUGCAACGACCGCUUCGUGCUGUCUAAGGGUCAUGCUGCACCAAUCCUGUACGCUGCCUGGGCGGAGGCGGGCUUUGUGAAAGAGGCCGACCUGAUCAACCUGAGGAAGCUCGACUCUGACCUGGAGGGUCACCCCACACCUAAACUGGAGUUUGUUGACGUGGCAACGGGGUCUCUGGGCCAGGGGCUGGGGGCUGCCUGCGGGAUGGCCUACACUGGGAAACACUUCGACAAGUCCAGUUACCGUGUGUACUGCAUGAUGGGUGAUGGGGAGUGCUCUGAGGGGGCUGUCUGGGAAGCCAUGGCGUUCGGUUCCCACUACAACCUGGAUAACCUGGUGGCUGUUAUCGACGUUAACCGCCUGGGACAGAGUGAACCUGCUCCUCUCAAACACGACAUGGACGUUUACCGCAAGCGCUGCGAAGCGUUCGGGUGGAACACGUAUGUGGUGGAUGGUCAUGACGUUGAGGAGCUGUGUAAAGCUCUGUGGCAGGCCCAGCAGGUGAAGGGGAAACCCACUAUGAUCCUGGCCAAGACCUUCAAGGGCAGAGGACUCAAAGGCAUUGAGGAUAUGGAGAACUGGCACGGGAAGCCCAUGCCUAAAGACCGGGCCGAGGAGGCCAUCAAAGACUUGACGGCUCAGAUUCAGAACCCCAACAACACCGUCUGCCCCGAGCUACCUAAAGAAGAUACCGCCCCCGCUGACCUCUCACCUAUCAGCCUGCCCUCCCCGCCCAACUACAAGAUUGGGGAUAAGGUGGCUACUCGUAAGGCGUACGGCGUGGCCCUGGCUAAACUGGGUCAGUCCAGUCCGAGGGUGGUGGCUCUGGACGCUGACAUGAAGAACUCUACCUUCUCUGAGAUGUUCCACAAGGCCUACCCUGAACGCUUCAUAGAGUGCUUCAUCGCUGAACAGAACAUGGUGAGCGUGGCGAUUGGCUGUGCCACGAGAGACCGCACAGUGGCGUUUGCCAGCACCUUCGCUGCCUUCCUGUCCAGGGCCUACGACCACAUCAGAAUGGCCGCCGUCUCUGAGUCUAACAUCAACCUGGCCGGGUCUCACUGUGGCGUCUCCAUCGGUGAGGAUGGCCCCUCCCAGAUGGCGUUGGAGGACAUUGCUAUGUUCCGCGCUAUCCCAACAUGCACUCUGUUCUACCCCAGCGAUGGCGUGUCUGCUGAGAGGUCUGUAGAGCUGGCUGCUAACACCAAGGGAAUCUGUUUCAUACGCAUCACCAGACCAGAACUGAAGGUGAUCUACGACCCCGACGAGAAGUUUGAGGUGGGCGUGGCCAAGGUGGUACGUCAGUCCGACAGCGACAAGGUGACCGUGAUUGGAGCUGGAGUGACUCUGCAUGAAGCUCUGACUGCUGCUGACCAGCUGGCCAGUGAGGGAGUGAACAUCCGUGUGAUUGACCCGUUCACCAUCAAGCCCCUGGAUGCCGCCACCAUCGUGUCGAGCGCCCGCGCCACCGGAGGGAGAAUCAUCACCGUGGAGGACCACUACAGAGAGGGGGGUCUGGGGGAGGCGGUGCUGUCUGCAGUAGGGGAGGAGCCUGGCAUCGUCGUGACGCGGCUAGCGGUGAACCGUAUACCCCGGAGUGGAAAACCUCAGGAGUUACUCGACCUGUACGGCAUCAGUGCCAAACACAUCGCCGACACCGUGCGCCAGACCUUCGCCAACUGAUAUGAUCGUCUCUUCGUUUGUCUCCCAAAUGGCACCCUAUUCCCUAUGUAGUGCACUACUAAUGACCCGGUUUCCUAUUGGGCUAGUGCACUAGGUUGGGAAUAGGGUGUCAUUUGGGACAUCUCUUUCCCUCAAAUCUGUACACAUUUACCAACUUCAUCUUCUCCAUCCCUCUCUCCACAGUCUGAGGGGAAAGUACUGUAAUACCCUGUGUAUAUAGCCUCCAAAGAGGGCUUAAAAACCUAACUUCUCUCCUCCCAUCUACCACUAGUGUUAAACAGAACAGGGCUCUCUAGCGCCCCUUGUGGCUGUAAGGCUGAGUGCAGCUCUGUACGGUAUACAGCAGCAGAGCCGAUAGGCUAGCUCUCAGCGGAGAGGGAGGGGUCUGAGUGUUGUCUUGACCAUCCCAGAAGGAUAAUAUGCAGUAAUGUUUCUAGAUAACUCUUUACACACCUUAAUGCAGCCUCGUUCUAAUGAAUCCUCUUUCCUUUCUGCCUAACUGUAAUUGAGCAUUAAGGCCUGAGGGGGGGGUGGUAUAUGACCAAUAUACCACGGCUCAGGGCUGUUCUUAGGCACGAUGUAUCGCAGAGUAUACAGCCCUUAGCUGUGGUAUAUUGGCCAUAUAUCACAACCCCCCAAGGUGCCUUAUUGCUGUUUUAUAAACUGGUUAUAGAUAUAACAGUAAAAUACAUGUACGGUCUGAUACCAGGGCUUUCAGGGCUCGACCACCCGGUUUCUAAUCCUCCUUUCUCUAAGUGAUGUUGAUGGAGCGUUAGGUUCCAGCUGAAGCAUGGUGACUGUCGGGGUUCGUCCCGUUCACUAUCUAGGGAACCGGGUGCCAUCUGAGACCAUCCUGGGUAUAGAACGAGGUUUGUUUUGAGUUUGUCGUGUUCUCUGCGCGGCCAGGCGACGCUGAACUAUCAGUCGCUGUGUGUUUUUCAAAUGAAGAUAAACGUAGAUUUAUUCAGAUCUUUUGUUUCUUGGUUGGUCUCUUUUCAUUCCAGCUGCUAACAAUGUCAUCAUGGUUCCACAUUCCGUGUGUUUCCGUGUGGUUCCACAUUCCGUGUGGUUCCACCUGCUUGAUCAUGAACCUCUCCAUAGCGCUGUUAGACACCAUGCUCCAGGAGGAGCCAGACGGUUCCUGAUUAACGUCUGCUUGUUGCUGGUCAUAGCCUUAAUUAGCAGUGAAACUGAUGCAGGGUAUUUACAUUCAAUGGACCUGAGUUGUAUGUAUUAAACUUCAAUGACUUGUUGUAACACUGAUAUAUGAACUAAUGUGUUCUUCUAGGCUGGUUGUGGUGGGUGUCUGGCUCAUGUUGCUUUCUGGGUAUUAUCUGACCCUAGUGUCUCCACACAGUCAUGUCUGUUGCCAGGCAACGGUUGGUUUGCAUUGCCAUGGUAAUGCUGAAAUAAUAAACUACAACUUGACCCAA